AGAUUUCUUGGACAAUGCACCAACCUUGUGACUUGCAGUUAAUAUAUGCAAGCCCUUCAGCACAGCCAGUGCUGCUGCUAGGAUGAUUCCCAAUGACUGGAAGAAGUGUCGUAUUGAUCCCAUUGUUUCCCCUUCUCCUAGAUGUUCUCCCCUCUCCACCUCUGGAAGCAGCAGGACAGUCCAGAGGAUUUUGACUGCAUGCCUGGUCUCUCUGUGCACUCUCCUGGGAGCCAUCUCUCUCGAUUUAAGCAGCAGCUUGGAGAUGUGGAGAAACACAGAGCGGGCCCUUCAGGAACUAUCCUCCUGUGAGAGCCUUCUGGCUGUUCACCUGAUAGGCUUCCUCCAGGAAGAAAGACUCAGCUGGCUAAAACCAGCAGCCAAAGGGUGGAACGGUUCCUGGCAUGCUCAGGUACUGGAGAGGCUCAGCUCCCUCUGCAGUGAGACUGAAGAGGCACUGCAUCAUCCGAAUGGCCAAUGCCAGGGUGAGGAAGGCUCUGUCUGUGGGUUCUACCUGGCCCAAGUGAGACAAGGACUGAAUGCCACCUGGGAGGUGGAGCCCAGGCUGGCACUGUCUGGAGUGAUCUCAGAAUUGCUGGAGGUGUUUGACAGCCCCAGUGAGGACCUCAAAGCCAUGAGAUCCAACCCUGACUGGGCCGAUGUGGUGUCCUUUCGACUCCUCCUCAGAAUCAGGGAAGUCCUGCUUCGAGCCCAGGAGAUGCCAGAGGAACCAUCACCUCCGAGCUUCCAAGAAUCCUGGCAUCCCAUGUCCGCCAUUCUGAACUAUGCCAUCUUCACCUCGGAGAACGUGCAGAGCUGCUGGAUGGAGAACAGGAACCUAUCGCUCCAUUUCACCCACUAUGAAGGAAUGUCCCUUUUUAUCCCCUCCUUGGUCUCAUCCCCACUGGUUCCAAGUGCAGCCUUGGCCGAGGAGCUCAAUCAUAUCCAGAGCUGCUUGCUGCAGAGAGGGCAGGACAAGCUCAGUAAGAAAUCCAAGGCAAUCCUCUCCACAAUUAGCCUGAAGAUCAGUCUGCUGCUGAUUGCCUGCCUCAUUUAUCCCAUUGUCCUGGUGUCCUUCAAACGGAUGACAGACUGGAUCCAGAAUUAUGCCAGGAACCUCAAGGAGAGGACAGAAGACUUGAAGAGGGAGAGGAGGCUGGCUGAGGACCUCUUGCACCAGAUGUUGCCAAAAUCUGUGGUCAAGCAGUUGAGGAAACGCCAGCACGUUCAGGCAGAAAACUAUGACCAGGUAACCAUCUUCUUCUCUGACAUUGUGGGCUUCACUGGCAUCGCUGCCUCCUGCACCCCCAUGCAAGUUGUUGAGAUGCUUAAUAACCUCUACAUCUGCUUUGAUACCAGGAUCGAGUCUUACGACGUUUACAAGGUGGAGACCAUUGGUGAUGCCUACAUGGUGGUGAGUGGCCUCCCGGAGAGGAAUGACAAAAGACAUGCUGACGAGAUUGCCAAGAUGGCUCUGGAUCUGGUGGCUGCUGUCCGGCAGGUCCUGAUACCCCACAUGCCAACAGGCCGGCUGCAGAUGCGGGUUGGGAUCCACACAGGACCCUGUGUGGCUGGUGUGGUUGGGUACAAAAUGCCCCGCUACUGCCUCUUUGGGGACACAGUGAACACAGCCUCCCGUAUGGAGUCCACCAGCCUGCCUCAGAAGAUCCACAUCAGCUCUGCUACGUACCAUGCCCUCCUUGCUCAUGAUGCCUAUGAAAUCGAGCUGAGAGGCGAAAUCGAGGUCAAGGGCAAGGGAAAAAUGAAAACCUACUGGCUUCUUGGGAAUAAGAACUACAGCGUCCAAAACGACAGCCUGGUCUGUCACUGGAAUCCAGCAGCUUCCAGGAAAAAGAAGCCGGAAAGCAGCCUGACAUCUGUCCAGCAGUCCAGUACCAGCCCUGUGGGAGCGGCAGUGACUGAACAGAGGUCUGCAUCACCUCAGGGUGAGCUGGGUGCCCACAGCCCCACCACAGGACACUCUGAACCAGCUGGGACUUCUACCAGGGACACAGGCCAGGUGGGGAGGACCAGGUCUGGGCACAGUGACCGGGACAGCAUCAAGACUAAUCUGGCUCUAUCGAGCUCUCCUCCUCCUGGGCACAAGGACCAGGGGAACAGUCCAGACCACAGGGUGCAUCUUGGUGUGCAGGGAGACGAAUUGCUGGGGAAAAAUGGGUGUCUCCCAGGGUACAUAGGUGGGACGUGACAGGGCGGCAUGUACUAUUUGGCAAGGAACUGGAUGCCCCCAGGGCACCCUAACUUGCUGUUGAAGAACCUCAUCUUUGUACCACUAGCAGUAAUUCUGAACAAUGGGGGAAGCCAUUCAGCUUUAGACUAUCAAACUUCAAUAGAGAUAGAGUAUGUGGGUUGUGCCCACAUGUGGAGCAGGUGAAGCCACUGUUGGGAUCCUGUUACUAGCAGGGAAGAGAGGUGUCAGGGGACACAUUUUACCAUGUUACAGUCGAUUUACACCAGUAUAAUUUCCUUCCCAUCUGCAGAGCUAGGCUGGAUUCACCCCAGAGCAGCAGAAUGGAACGUAGCCCCGGACACUUGGAUAACAAGGGUGCCCAGAUAAGAGAGGGGGCAGGUAAAGAGGGGAGGCCCACUGUUCCCAGAUCUCUGAGUCUCUCUAGACCAUGUGCAUGUGCUACAACAGGAAGCCCGGGUGGUGGGACCCACCCACAGCAUUUGGAGCCUGCAGGUUGAAACUGCAGCAAAGCCCAUGGAGAUUACACCUCAGCCCGACUGCCAGAAUGGUGGGACAGUAAAGUGAGCUGCCCAGAGACUCCCCUACCCUGGAGGGCUUCAAGAGGAGGCUGGCAGGGCAUCUGUCUGGGAUAGCACAGGAAUAACACAUGCAGCUUUUGCGCAGAGACUGGGCUAGGUGACCCAUGAGGCCCUGUCCACCCCUCUCCAGCAGAAGUGACCACCCCACUCUACCUCCACCUGCCAGGUCACUGGUGGGCAUCUGAGCUGUAAUGUGUGGCUGCAGCUCAGCUCAGGGCCCGGGGCUGGAGGCUGGCAUGACUGUUUAGCUUGCUUCUUUUCCACUGGCUGGUGGCAGCUGAUGAACACUGCAUGCACCUCUCACCAGGGCUCAUUUGGAGACCCCCAUGGCAGCAAUGACCUGGGCCCCCAUCAGGUGUCAUCCGUUCAGGAUUCAUGGAAGGGAGGCAGGAUGUGAAGUCAGGGUUCCUGUGUGUGCCCUGGGCUCAAGUCAAGCUGCAGGAGUUCUUUAUCUUUUUGUUGCAAUAAAUGUUGCUCCACACUCCUCUUGCUAAUGUGGUCUGUGGUGUCUCUUGGCACAGCCACCCCGUCACACCCUCACCAAGCUGAUAAUAAGGCUGUUAGCAGGAGGGCUGGGGUUGAGGUGCUCUCUUUGCUGCUCAGAGCUGACUGCAGACCCUCCCCAUCA
Molecule: messenger RNA, 3415 nt
Organism: Alligator sinensis (Chinese alligator)
Lineage: Eukaryota; Metazoa; Chordata; Crocodylia; Alligatoridae
Product: receptor-type guanylate cyclase gcy-22-like
Exons: 7
Coding region: 83-2206 (707 amino acids)
Biological process (GO): intracellular signal transduction; cGMP biosynthetic process; receptor guanylyl cyclase signaling pathway
Molecular function (GO): guanylate cyclase activity; peptide receptor activity
Source: RefSeq, a predicted model, not a curated record